Messenger RNA from Nyctereutes procyonoides (raccoon dog), 2450 nucleotides. It is a transcript of the gene SH2D7, whose product is annotated as SH2 domain containing 7. The transcript is spliced from 6 exons. The record is from RefSeq and is a predicted model, not a curated record. NCBI's taxonomy places the organism in Eukaryota, Metazoa, Chordata, Mammalia, Carnivora, Canidae. Bases 1 to 1344 code for a protein of 447 amino acids. Gene Ontology annotation, cellular component: cytoplasm.
AUGGAGGGCAGUCCGAAGCAGCUUGGCCCUGGGAGGGGGCCCGGAGAGUCGGGGGACAGCCAGGCCUUGGCCAAGCUGCAGGAAUUGGCCCUGACCUGGUUCAUGGAGACACAGGCGCCCCUCAUUCUGCAGGACGGAGCCCUGCCCCCCUGGUUCCACGGAUUCCUUACCCGCAAGCAGACAGAGCAGCUGCUCGGAGACAAAGCUCUCGGCUCCUUCCUCAUCCGCCUCAGUGACCGGGCCACCAGCUACAUCUUGUCCUACAGGGGCAGUGACCGCUGUCGGCAUUUCGUCAUCAACCAGCUCCAGGACCGGCGCUACCUCGUCUCGGGGGACACCUGCAGCCACAACACCCUGGCUGAGCUGGUGCACCACUACCAGGAGGUGCACUUUGAGCCCUUUGGGGAGACCCUGUCUGCUGCCUGCCCCAGGCCAGAGGACAACGAUCCCUAUGAUGCCAUCACCCUGGGUCUCCACCACACCAGCCUGGGCCUGGAAAAGCCACCUGCCGCAGCAGCCCCCACAGUGGGCGCAGACGCCACCCGCCCCCAGCCCCCAGCCCCCUUCGUCCACACCAGGAAGAGCCUGGAGGCCACUCCCUGUAGCUUCUCCGAGGAGGGAUGUGUGGAGCUCUGCGCCAGGGUGCCUCCCCUCCCCGAGAGGAGUGCCUCCCUUCUGGAAGAGUCUUUUGGGAGCCCUGGCAGCACCAUCUACUCAGAGCUGAGGAAGAUGAACCAGGCACGGCUGGGCCUGGGCGCAGAGGGGUCCAGCAAGCCUGGGACGGUUCCAGCUGGCAGCCGGGCUUGCUCCCCAGGCGAGGAGCCCCUGAGGAGACACUCAGUGGGAAGCCAGAACAGGCCUAAUGGCCCAGAGCCUGCCCUCACUGGGGUUGGCACAGACCAUGGUCGACCGGUGCCUCCUGCAUCCCGGGCCCACCUCCUGGCCCCGGGAUGCUCGGCUGCCUCCUGGAGCCAGGCGUCCCCAAAGCUGAGCCACAGAGCACAGCCCUGUUCCCCAGGCACUUGUACAGAAACAUACAAGCUCCUGCAGACAGCAGACCCACCAGAGCCCAGGGAGGCGCCAGAACAGGAAGGCAGUGCCUACGCUCAGGUCCCAGCCUACUGGGGCAGCCCAGUCAGGCCUCCGUGUUCCAGGCCCAGCCCCCCAUCCAGCUGGCGGCCAGGAUCCUCAGACUAUGGCUAUGCCAGGUUCUCGGGGGCCCCGGAGCUCCCCGAGCCCAGGAACACCUACGAACAAAUUCCAGCAACCAGGAGCACCGGACAGGCACACAAGCCUGACAAGCUCCGGAGGAUCUUCUUCACGGACAAGAAGCAUAAAUCCUGAGCACCUGGCUUCCUGGGGCCCAGCUAUGCCAGGAGUGACUGGGAAGCCCUGAGGCUCUGGAAAGCACCCCUGCUUCCCUAGCGUCCCUCACUCUCCCAGGGGAAGGGUGUCCUGGUCUGAGAGGUGGAGAACUGAUCAUAGGCAGGGUCGGCAUCCCCACCCCCCAGGUGGUCCAGGGCAGGCCCUCUUCAGUGGGCCAGCAGAGCCAGUACCCCCCUCCUGGUGACCCUCCCAGCUGUAAGGGGCACAGGGCCCAGAGCCACAGGCCCGGGAAUAGUAGAGGAGCCCCUGCCUGAGGCAACAGUUGUAGCCUGCAGGUGCUGGGCUCUCAGGAGCAGCCCCUUGGCCUGUCUCCAACCGGUCUGUGCUGCAGAUGGGGAAACUGACGCCCACAUAGGAGCAGCAAGCUGCCUGAGGUCUCAGUCAGAGCCUGGCUGCCUGGGGUCCACUAGGACGCGUUCCUGGGUGUUGCUGGAGAGCCAGCCAGCAUGUGCUGCCCACCCCUGUGACCAGGUUGCCUUCACCUACCCUCUGCCUUCCAGUCCCGGCCCCCAGGGCAGCUCUCAGGGCCCUCCCACCAGGCCCACACCCAGGCAAGCGGCCCUGCCCACACAGCAGCUCUGGACAUAGGCAAUCUGGUGUCCCGCUCCCCCUGGGUCCCCCUCCCCCAGGGUCCUUCCUGCUUUGUCCCACUGCCCCUCACCUGCAUGUCCCCACAUGUGUCAGGGUGGUCUGCUGCUCCCCGCCCACGGCCCCUGGGCAGCAGAGGUGGAAAACAGAUGGACCUUCCCCAGAGAGAGUGCUACAGCCCACACCGUUCCUGCCUGUGUCCCUCAACGGUGCUGGGCCUGGUUCACACCUGGGGGAGAAUCUCCCCUCAGCAGCCUCACACCCCAAAGAUCGGGGACAUGAGAGCCCCCACCACCUAGGGUGUGUAGGAUGGACAGCAUGGCAGGUGGCCUUGUGUCUGACAUAUGGUUAGUGCUCUGUGAAUUCUCACCUAACGUCCCCUGUGGGGCUCACCCAGAGACCUGGGGCACCGAUGUGUCUCCCUCUCCAAAGUACAAGCAUUGAAAUAAACGUUACUGCCCAAAGCAGGAAGGUGA